AUGAUGAGCGCUUCGACUGGCGCCAUGAAUGCCCUACUCGGUAAGCUGGGCAUCCUCAUGGGGGAGGAAUUCUAUAAGUUGAAGAACCUACGAAAGGAGGUGAAGUUCAUUCGUGACGAGCUCUGCAGCAUGAAGGAUAUUCUCGAGAUACUCAUAGAUGCGGAUGAGCUGGAUGCACAGACCAAGAGUUGGAGAGACAUACUGAGGGAGAUGUCCUAUGACAUUGAAGAUAUAAUUGAUGACUUUAUGCAUCAUAUUGGGGAGAAAAUUAAAAAUCGUUGGUUUGCCCACAGGGCGGCUAGACUUCUCAAGAAGUUGAGAGCUCGCUAUCAGAUUGCCAAUCGGAUUAAGGAGAUCAAGGCACUUGUGCUUGAGACAAGUGCACGACGCCAGAGGUACAAAUUUGAUAUCCCCUCUCCAAGAGAUGUGUCUAUUGACCCACGACUUGCCACACUUUAUGAAAACGCAGCUAUCCUUGUUGGUGUCGAAGGGCCAAUGAAUGAGCUUGUUAGUUGGGUAAAUGACAAGGACAAGCAGUUGAAGGUAGCAUCAAUUGUAGGAUUUGGAGGUCUGGGAAAAACCACACUUGCCAAUGAGGUAUACCGUGGUCUAAAGGGUGAUUUCAAUUGUGGUGCAUUUGUCCCAGCGUCACAAAAACCGGAUAUUCCAAAACUUAUUCGCAGUUUGCUAUCCGAACUUGGGAGUGAACCAUCUUUUCAUGCCUGUGAUUUAAAUAUUCUUCUCAACACACUCAGGCAAUAUCUACAACAUAAGAGGUACUUUAUCAUAAUUGAUGAUAUAUGGGAUGUACCGGCAUGGCAUGCCAUUAAAUGUGCUUUCCCAAAAAAUGAUCUUGGCAGUAGAAUAAUAACAACAACAAGAAUUCAGAGUGUGGCUAAGGCAUGUUGCUUGCAUCAUUGUGAUUACAUUUUAAACAUGAAGCCCCUUGGCAAUGAAGACUCGAGGAGAUUGUUUCUUAGUAGGGUAUUUGGCUCGGAAGAAUCUUGCCCUCACCAUCUGAAGGAUGUUUCGGUUGAAAUUCUGCAAAAAUGUGGUGGUUUGCCUCUCGCACUCAUUAGCAUAUCUAGCAUGCUAGCAAGUGAACGUUCUGAGCAAAAGGAAAGGUGGGAGCAUAUACGGGAUUCUUUGGGCUCGGGAACAGAUCUCACUUUGGAAGGAAUGAGACAAAUCUUAAAUCUCAGCUACAGAGACCUUCCUCCUCAUCUCAAGACAUGUUUGUUGUAUCUUGGUAUGUAUCCGGAGGACUACACAAUAGAGAGGUCUAAUUUAGAACGCCAAUGGAUGGCUGAGGGUUUUAUCAGUACAGAAAAUGUGGAAGACAUGGAGAAGACGGCAAGAAAUUAUUUCAAUGAGAUUGUUAAUAGGAACCUUAUUCAACCCAUAGAAUUUGACAAUAGAGGGUCAGUGACACGAUGCAGAGUACAUGAUAUGAUGCUUGAUCUUAUCUUGCUUAAGGCUGCAGAAGAGAAUUUUUUCACUAUAGUUGAUGACCCACAAGCCAAAGUGAAGAUGGAUUACAAGGCUCGUCGGCUAUCUAUCCGCUUGAAUGGUGUAAGUAAUGGUCAAGCAAUAUUACCUAACAACAUUAAUGUGUCACAGGUUCGGUCAGUUAUGUUCUUUGGGAGCUCUCAAAAUACACCUUCUCUAUCACAGUUCAAGUUCCUCCGAGUUAUUUUUAUCGAUCUUGAUUGUGCUGCAGUUGACCUCACUGGAUUGUGUAAUCUAUAUCAGUUGAGGUAUUUAUCGAUUAGUUACUUUUGUUCAUACCAGCUACCGAAACAAAUUAGUGGGCUAAAACAGUUGCAAACACUUGAUCUGGUCAGCUGUUCUAGUGUUCCAUCAGAUAUAGUUUAUUUACCUGGCUUGGUGCAUUUGAAUGUUGAUACAUGGCUGCCAACUGGAAUUGACAACAUGAAAUCCCUACGACAUCUAUCUAGAUUUGGUAUUCUGGUGAACUACCUAGAUAAUGUCAGAGGCCUUGGAGAGCUGACCAAUCUUAGAUACCUAAUUAUCUCAUGUGACGUUCAUUGUGACGAUAUGAAGGAAGUUCGCAUGGAUGCUCUACGCUCUUCUUUGGAAAAACUAUGUAGCCUCGAGUUCCUUUUUGUCAGUCUCACAGGCUGCAUAGACAGCUUGGUGCCCUUAUCUCCUCCCCCUACUCCAUACCGCCUUGAGAAACUCACUGUGUCAUCAAAUUGCUGGUUUUCCAUGGUCCCUGGCUGGAUGGGAGAACUCCGUAACCUGGUCGAGCUACAAUUCACCGUUGAUGAGCUGCUAUGUGAUGGUGUUGGUAUCCUUGCAAAGCUUCCCGUCCUUGCUGAUCUUAGGAUAAAAAUACGACGAUCUAUGAGGGAAAAGGUGAUCAUCUAUGGCAAAGGGGCAUUCCCUGCUAUAAAGCGUUUUGAGCUUCGAAUAAACAGUGCUUCGUACCUGAUCUUCCUGGCUGGUGCAAUGCCCAAACUCCAGCGACUCAAGCUAAUGUUCAAUGCCGAUGGAUCGGAGCAGAAUGGAUCCGCACCUGUUGGCACUGAGCACUUGUUAGCACUUGAAGAAUUGUCUGCAGAAAUCGGCUGCUACUGUUUCACAGAAUCCGAGGAGAUAUUCGCGGAGUUUGCCUUGAUGAAUGCUAUGAACAUGCAUCCAAGCCAUCCUCAUGUUGGAAUAAGGUUGUUGGAUUACAAAUUGGUAUUUUUUGGCGAAUAA
Molecule: messenger RNA, 2724 nt
Organism: Hordeum vulgare subsp. vulgare (domesticated barley)
Lineage: Eukaryota; Viridiplantae; Streptophyta; Magnoliopsida; Poales; Poaceae
Product: disease resistance protein RGA5-like
Exons: 2
Coding region: 1-2724 (907 amino acids)
Biological process (GO): defense response to other organism
Molecular function (GO): ADP binding
Source: RefSeq, a predicted model, not a curated record